AUGACUCGUACAUAUGAGGCUGCCAUUGUGGCGCUCAAUUCUUUGCAAACAAACUAUGCGGUUGUGGAGGAGCUUAGGAAAUCUGUCUCCAGGAAGGAGAUGAAUGAGCGCUCCAUUCCAGAGACAGUAGAAUGGCUUCAGCGUAUUGGAUACAAGCCUUCCGACCUUGAUCGGUUAAACCCCAUCCAUGUCGCUGGCACUAAGGGGAAGGGAUCGACAUCUGCUUUCAUCUCAACUAUUCUCUCUCAAUAUGUGCAGUCCGAGGGUGACCAGUCGACCCCGCGCUUGCAGAAGGUCGGACUCUACACCUCCCCGCACCUUCGGUUCGCACGAGAGCGCAUUCAGAUUGACAAUGCGCCACUAUCGGAACCCCAAUUCGCCAAGUAUUUCUUCGAGGUGUGGGACCGUCUCGAGGAGGCCGCCAAGUUGGCUGGUCAGGAUCCUACCGCGCCAGGAAUGAAACCUCAAUAUUUCCGCUACCUGACAUUGAUGGCGUUUCAUACAUACCUGAGUGAAGGUGUGGAUGCAGCAGUCAUUGAGUGUGGUAUUGGGGGUCAGUAUGACUGUACCAAUGUGGUUGAGAAACCGAAGGCAACGGCAAUCACCAGUCUUGGUAUUGACCACACGGCGAUGCUGGGUACAACAAUCGAGGAAAUCGCAUGGCAUAAGGGGGGCAUAAUUAAGGCUGGCGUUAGAGCAUUCACCGCACCCCAAGCUCCCAGUGCGGAGAAGGUACUGGCUGAGCGUGCUGCCGAGAAGAACACUCAGCUGGAUGUCGUGUCUGUUCACCCCGACCUUCGCGUGGGUAGCACCAAAGUCAAGCUUGGGCUGGCGGGUGAUUUCCAAUAUACAAAUGCAUCAUUGGCUGCCGCAGCUGCGGCUGAGUACUUGAGGAAGACUGGCGUGGCAGACAUCCCAGAAGACAUUAUGACCCAGCCUCUCCCAGCUAAAUUCAAGGCUGGUCUUGAGAAGACGCGACUUGGUGGCCGUUGCGAGACUAGGUUUGAGAAGAAUGUCUCAUGGUAUAUCGAUGGAGGACAUACGCUUGAGAGCAUCCGGCUGGCCGGUACAUGGUUUGCCUCGCGAAUUCAGGAAGACUCUUCUUCAAGCGAUGUGGCCUCCAAGAAGCCACGCAUCUUGAUCUUCAACCAACAGACUCGGGAUAGCACCGCUCUGGCUGUUGCUCUACACGAGACUCUUGCCUCUGCGCUUGGCUCUACCAUCCCAUUCACUCACGCCCUGUUCUGUACAAAUGUCACUUAUAAGCAAGCGGGCUACAGGCCUGAUCUGGUCAGCAUGAACACCAAUGCAGAUGAUGUCGACCAUCUGCGGGUGCAAAAGUCACUUGCCGAGGCCUGGACCUCCAUUGACCCUCACGCCCAAACACAAGUCUUUGGCACAAUUGAGGAGGCCGUGGACUUUGCUCGAGAUGUGGCUGCCAAGGAAAGCAAAAUCCUGCAAAAGGAUGAAGCACCUGUAAUGACCUUUGUCACCGGUAGCUUGCACCUGGUCGGUGGUUUCCUUGAUGUUAUCGAGACCAAACCAUAUUCCGAAGAAGCUUAG
Molecule: messenger RNA, 1563 nt
Organism: Penicillium verhagenii
Lineage: Eukaryota; Fungi; Ascomycota; Eurotiomycetes; Eurotiales; Aspergillaceae
Product: tetrahydrofolate synthase
Exons: 3
Coding region: 1-1563 (520 amino acids)
Biological process (GO): tetrahydrofolylpolyglutamate biosynthetic process
Cellular component (GO): cytosol; mitochondrion; cytoplasm
Molecular function (GO): ATP binding; tetrahydrofolylpolyglutamate synthase activity
Source: RefSeq, a predicted model, not a curated record